This is a messenger RNA of Thyridium curvatum, 1359 nucleotides long. RefSeq lists its product as uncharacterized. Gene Ontology annotation, molecular function: peroxidase activity. Bases 1 to 1359 code for a protein of 452 amino acids. The record is from RefSeq and is a predicted model, not a curated record. Lineage: Eukaryota; Fungi; Ascomycota; Sordariomycetes; Thyridiales; Thyridiaceae. The transcript is spliced from 5 exons.
AUGAAGCCUUUUACCUUUUGUUCGGUGGCCCUGCUCGCCAAGCAGGCCGCAGCCCUGCCUCACAUCGACCCCGACACUCCGAUUCCUCUCAAUGCCUUCAAGUUCGGCGCCAGAGGGGACGUAGACUAUCACAACAUCAUUAGCCCUGAUGUUAUCCGGAAGUACGCUUCGCAGGCGCCUGACUGCCCUUUCCUGGGCAAGAGAGACAUUCCGUUUGACCCGGUGAAGCAGCUGGUGGAUGUUCACGGAGAUCACGAGUUCAAACCUCCCAACUGGGAGGCCGGUGACGUCCGCGGACUUUGCCCUGGUCUCAACACGUUGGCAAAUCACAACUAUCUGCCUCGUAACGGUGUGGCCACAUGGACUCAGUACGUCACGGCUGUGGCCAAGGUGUGGGGUAUGGCGCCCGAUAUCUCGGCUGUCCUCACGACCCUUGGUGUCGUCCUGGGAGGUGACCUGAUCUCCGUCUCACAGGGCGGUUGGUCAAAGUUCAUGAACAACAACCUCCUCGGCCUGCUCGGCACUCCCCGUGGCCUCGACGGCUGCCACCCCUUCUUUGAGGUCGACGGCAGCCCGACUCGCGGUGACCUCUACGACCCCAUUGGCGACAACAACAACAUGAACAUGAGCUACUUCAUGGACCUGUACAACCUGCAGAAGGACGCUGAGGACCCCAACUACAGCAUUGAGGUGCUGUACGAGCACAACAAGAACCGCUGGCACCAGACCAUCGCCGUGAACCCGUUUGCUUGGUUUGGCCCUGCUUCUGGUUGGCUCGUCCGCGCUAGCCCGUACUCUUUCACGGCGCGCCUUGUUGCCAAUCGCUCUGCCGAGUACCCCGACGAGGGCAGACUCAACAAGGAGAACCUCAAGAGCUUCUUCUCCGUCUAUGGCCCUGAGGACAACAUGACCUACAUUGUCGGCCACGAGCGCAUCCCCGAGAACUUCUACCGCCGCCACUUCACCGACUACGGGAUCCUCGCUAACGCCCUCGAUAUCAUUACCUACAGCGCGCCUGAGACUCUGAGCAUCGGUGGAAACACCAACGGCGUCAACACCUUCGUCGGCAUCAACCUGAACGAUUUGGCGGGCGGUGUCCUUAACGCGGAGAACCUCCUGCAGGGUAACAACCUGAUCUGCUUUGCCCUCAAUGCUGUCAAGACCGUCUCUCCCAAUGCCCUCUCCUCGAUCUAUGCAACCCUGAAGCCGGUCACCGACCUCAUCUUUGCCGCCAUCGAGCCCGUGAUUGGAGCUCUCGCCUGCCCCGUCUACGGCGACCUGUCUGUCAACGGCACCAACUGGUUCGACUACAACGCCGAGAAGUACCCUGGUUUCAAGAAGGCUGGCGGCGGCUGGUAA